Oxyura jamaicensis (ruddy duck) is the source of this 3434-nucleotide messenger RNA. It is a transcript of the gene TMED5, whose product is annotated as transmembrane p24 trafficking protein 5. Gene Ontology annotation, cellular component: endoplasmic reticulum-Golgi intermediate compartment; COPII-coated ER to Golgi transport vesicle; endoplasmic reticulum. The transcript has 4 exons. Gene Ontology annotation, biological process: intracellular protein transport; endoplasmic reticulum to Golgi vesicle-mediated transport; Golgi organization. NCBI's taxonomy places the organism in Eukaryota, Metazoa, Chordata, Aves, Anseriformes, Anatidae. Bases 50 to 721 code for a protein of 223 amino acids. The record is from RefSeq and is a predicted model, not a curated record.
CGCAGCGCCCGGUGGCGCGGUGCAUUGUGGGCGGGUCCCGGCGGCCGCCAUGGCGCCGCGGGCGGUGCUGCUGGUGCUGGCGGCGGGUUGCGCCGUGCUGGGCGCCGCCGAGUUCAGCCCGUCUCUGGACAGCGACUUCACCUUUACGCUCCCCGCCGGCCGCAGGGAGUGCUUCUACCAGCCCAUGCGCAAGGAGGCCUCGCUAGAGCUCGAGUACCAGGUUCUAGAUGGAGCAGGAUUAGAUGUUGAUUUUCAUCUACUCUCCCCAAAAGGUGAAACUUUAGUUUUUGAUGAAAGAAAAUCAGAUGGAGUUCAUACGGUGGAAACAGAAGACGGGGAUUACAUGUUCUGCUUUGACAACACAUUCAGUACUAUUUCUGAAAAGGUGAUUUUCUUUGAACUGAUCCUGGACAAUAUGGGAGAAGAAGGUCAAGAUCAAGAGGACUGGAAGAAGUAUGUUACAGGCACAGAUCUUCUAGAUAUGAAACUGGAAGACAUUCUGGAAUCCAUCAACAGUGUCAAAGCCAGAUUAAGCAAAAGCGUCCAGAUUCAGACCCUGCUCAGAGCAUUUGAAGCUCGUGACCGAAAUAUACAAGAAAGCAACUUUGACAGAGUGAAUUUCUGGUCCAUGGUCAACUUGGGAGUAAUGGUGGUGGUAUCAGCUGUUCAGGUUUACAUGCUGAAAAAUCUUUUUGAAGAUAAAAGAAAAAGUAGAACUUAAUGUUCAGUAUGGUUAUAACAGUGUAACAGGUGGCAGGGGAAGGAGGGCAAAAACUGCUACAGGAAAAACGACAUUUUUCAGAUUCCUUUAAACUUGCAAUAGACACAUCAGGUUUUCAGUUCUUAUGUUUUGGGGGUUUGUUUUUUAUCAUGAACAGAAUGCCUUGCCCCCUGCUGUUCCAUUUUUUGCAGCUACUAUUAACAACCAUUUUUUAUGCUUGUAGCAUUUGUUAAUGAUCAUUAAUGACCAGCUUAUGAGCAAGCAGUGCAUCAGAAUACUUGGUGCAUAUGCAAAGUAAUGUUAAUACUGUUUGUUUUUUUUUUUUCAAAUUCACAGAACUUAAAAUAGUAACUCUAGCAAUGGGUUUACUUGCUGGUGAACAGUGAGUGAAUUUAUAUACGUGCCUAAGCAUUUAUGGGAUUGAAACCCACAGGAUUAGUCUGGUGUUGCUGUCAUUUAUUUUCAAAAUUACAUGCCAUAAGAAGUCCUUAGCUUGUAGUGUACAGCAUCAUGGAGAAACACUGGGCUAACAUUGUGAGAACAGAAAUAAAUUUAUUUUAAUAUAUAGAUGACUAACAUCAGCACUUUAAAAGAAAAAAAAGCACUGUCUGUGAAAUUGAGGUGAUGUCGAACAGAACUGGAGAAAAUAGAUGCCAUUCCUGUUCAUAAAUCUUAUUUCUGAUAGCUGUACAACCCUCUUUUUCUUUUGGCUGUUACAUAAGGUUCAAAAAACAAGUGACCAUAGGGUAUACAGAUCAAAGCACACACACGGAAGAAUGGUUUGUGAAGGCUAUGCAAUAGUAACCUCAUGUAAUAGGUAGCUUCUCAAGAAGUUCCUUCUCAUGUUAUUCUUUCCCUUUUAUAAGGGGGGGUGUAUCCUAGUAUGUGAAAACAUUACCGUAACGUUAUUUUUGUAGUCUCAAAAUCACUUUUAUUUACCUAUUUCUUUUAUUAGUUUUUUUCUACUACAUGCCUAUGACUAAUGCAGCAGUUAAGUGACUUAAAGGCAUCAAAAACCAAAGCUCUUCAACUAAGCUUUCCCCUUUUGCUCACCCUAACAGGCCUUUUAGGUGCAUGAGUACACUCAGAUCACAUAAGCAGCAUUUGUGUACCAAGCUAUGUAUAUGAAAAGGCAUGAAUUAAGUGAGCUUUAAAGAACAGGCUUCAAAUUUUAGGAUCACAUGAACGUGCCAUAUGACUCAAUUAAGGCAAAGCCAUCCUCAAAUCACUAAUGUGUAAUUUCCAGAUUAAAUGGCUUUUAACAGCAUAGUAAGAUUAUGAAGAACUUUUGGUUAAAACCCCUGAUGUGUGAGAGUUAUUUUUUUUAAUAAUUCAAACUUAGUCUAUUUUACAACGUGACAAGUCACGGUAAUUUCCUGUAUGAAUAUGUUAAACUACUUCAUCACAGAAGUGUCUGAAUGACAGCACGUGUGAAAAGCAAAAUUGCAACUUGGAGACUUUCUGUGAAUAAGGUUAUUAUAUGGAAAUAAGACAGGGUCACUAUCUGAAUGAAGAAACACUGAUAAGGUCUUAGUUACUAGCAAGGGCUACAGGAUAUGAAACAGUGCUUCAACUUCGGACAGUGGGACCUAGCAAUAGUAUUUCUAAAUAGUUUUUAUAAGCAGAAGUAUUAUUCCUUACAAAACCUGUUAUAGAGGACUGUGAAGUAUGCUGAGCUACUUUUUCCUUCUGCAAAUCUGUGGCUGAGAUAAGAUUGUUUAUCUUCAGGUUCUGUGUGUCUUUUUCCCACAUGAUGUCCUGAAUGAGAAAGCUUACUACUGUGAUCAGAACAGUCUAGGAAACAUUGAUUAUUUCUACUAGAAUGGCAAAUAAUAUUUUCCUGUUAUUUCCCCCAUACAUCUCCCAGUACCAAUAUACCGUGUAGCUACAUCUGGAUAUAAGCCGAAGCUCACUGGAAGCAGCUUCCAAAUUUUUGAUCUGGUCCCUUCAGAGCAAGCAGAUCAAGAUUCUUAGGUCUUCAUCCCUUUUGCUAGAAGAAAAACAUCUCUUUGCUUGCAUCGCUCAAAAUGUGAUGCUACAAAACAUCUGCAAAAUGCUGGUACAGCUCUGAAGCUGUGACCAAGACAUCUACCUCUUAUACCAAAGCUACUGGAUUCUAGCUGUCAGCUUAGACCUCCAAAAGAUGAACUCUGCCACCUUUUUCAAGGACACCUCAAGGAAUUAGGCUUGCCAACAAUUCUGCUGUGCUACUCUGACAAAGGUUAUACAUUCACUAGCAAAACAAAUGCUCAUCUUUUUUGUCUAGUGUAUUCGCUUAAGCUUCUCGUGAAAUGAGACCUCUCUGGUAAGACAAAACUGAACUACAGUAGUUCCUCAGACAGUUAGAGACACAACAGUCUCUGGUAGAAGGAAAAUAAUGCAACAAUUGUCAGAGUUCAUCUGAAAAAUUGUUUUGUGACUAAGAGCUCUUGCUAUAUUUUCUCCCCAUUCAAGGCUUACUGUAGAAAACGAAACAGGGAAAAACUGUAACUGUGCUUUGAUAGUGGCAGCUGGAAUGCUUAUCACAGGUGAAGGAUGUGGCAUUUAAGUUUGCCAUUAAAUAAAAUUUCAUUUGGAUUUUGAAGACUAGAUUGCUUUUGAUUGUAUAAAAUUUACAAAGGACAACAUCAAUCUACAAUUUUUUCUUAAUGGACUUUUUAUUCAGAAUUAAGUUUUAAGACUUUAAAAUGUUGAAAAGAAUUAUGCAAUACCC